UGUCAGCCUCGGAUUACAUUUGGAUUACAUAGCCUCUUGUCUGCGACGAUGAGGUUCAUAAAGCCAGCAUGGGUUACACAUAAAGAUAACUCCAAGAGUGACCAGGAUACCAAGCGACAGUCCGUAUUUUCCAUCCACGUUCACCCGGAUGGCUCACGGAUUGCAACGGGAGGUCUCGAUGCCAAGGUCCGCAUUUGGAGACGUCCACCAAAGUCUCUGUGCACCCUGAGCAUGCAUACUGGCCCUGUGUUGACAGUUCGGUGGGCCCAUUCAGGCAGAUGGCUUGCAAGUGGAAGCGACGAUGAGAUUAUUAUGAUCUGGGAUCUUGAUCCGUGCGUCACUGUUAGCAAGCGGAUCAGAAAGCUGGACCAACACAAUGGCUUCGUCAAGGGAGUGUGCUUUGACCCUGUUGGAGAAUUCAUGGCUACUCAGUCUGACGAUAAGUCUGUGAAGAUAUGGCGGACAACUGAUUGGGAGUUGGAGGCGGAGAUCCGAAAGCCAUUUGAGGAUUCACCGGGUAGCACCUUCUUCCGCCGACUGAGUUGGUCUCCAGAUGGUGCCCACAUCACUGCAUCUAAUGCUACCAACAAUAAGGGCUUCGUUUUCAUUGCGGCUGUUAUCACGCGAGGCUUAUGGACGUCUGAAAUAAGUCUGGUUGGUCAUGAAAAUACGGUAGAAGUUGCUGCGUACAACCCGCACAUAUUUUUGCGGAACCCCAGCGGACCCCUUGUGACAUCGAACAUAUGUUCCGUUGUUGCUCUUGGAGCUGAUGACCGAUCCAUCUCUAUCUGGCAGACAAAAUCUGCCCGACCUCUGAUUGUUGCAAGGGAAGUGUUCGAGAGGCAGAUCAUGGACCUGAGCUGGUCGCGAGAUGGUCUCACGCUGUACGCCGCUUCGUCUGAUGGUACUAUCGCGGUGUUCGACUUUGACCCAGAGGAAUUGGAUGGUAUAGCACCCUUCACAGCACAGCGACAAUAUUUGCAGAAAUUUGGAUUUGUUCCACCGCCGGUACCAGAGGGUUUCUCGCACGGCACUUUCUACGGUGACAAUAAUGUUCCGUCGUCUCGUAUUACCCCACCGCCUUCCCCUCAGUCGCGAACAACGGAACGGCUUCAGUCUCAAACCGAAUUUGGACCUGACACCGCCAACGGUGGCACUGAACAAAUCAACAGGCUUGUCGCUAAGAAAAGCAACAAAAAACGUGUCAAGCCUCUUCUCAUGUCUGAUAUACCUUCAGCGUCAACAUCUGAUAACAUCGUCAAUGGUGUUACUACUCAAGUACCUACCUCUGUUGUGAACCAACCCUCGAGGGCAACCAACGGUGCAGGUCCAUCAUUUGCUCCACCCGAGUCUCGAUAUUCCGUACCCAGGUCUCGUCAUCCCUCUCAUUCCACUUCACCUGCGCCAAGUAUGCUGGGUUUCGACGCAGAUAUCGAGAUGGGCGGACCAAUGGACAUGGAUGUCCCCAUUGACGCCAUCGGUACUUCAUCGUCCCCAGGAACGACUAGGGGGAAGAGGAAAGCAUCGGCGUUGGAAGGGGACGAUCGUCCCGCUCGACCUCGAACUCUAGGAGGCGACCGACCUAGGGAGGUUGUUGCAGUACGUGAAAUCAUUUCAGGGAGACACGAGAAACGGCAUGAUUUGUUGCCUGUCCCUCCUGUCUUAACGUUCUUGAGCGCAAAGGUGGAUGGUGGUGAAGACGUCCUGGAAGGAAAGAAUUCUGAAGAUGAUGGUCCAUCGGAGGUAACCUUCGUGAGCGGCAAACAGACACAAUGGCUUGAUUAUGUCCAGUCCCCCAUAAUCGCGUUGACGGCAUCUCCGGCUUUCUGUGCAGUGGCAACACAAGACGGUUCAGUAAAUGUGUACUCGCAUACGGGCCGGAGAAUAAUGCCCAUCAUAACUCUUGAUGCACCUUGUUCUAUGAUUCACAGUUGCAAGACAUCGCUACUGCUACUCACUGUUACUGGGCAACUUUCGUCAAUCAAUGUCAAGUCGCACUCGGCCUACUUCCCUUCCGCUUUCAUCGGCUGCUUGCUACACGCCCCGGACAGCAAGGUAGUAGCUGCCACUGUGCGCCACAAUGGAGCACCUGUGCUACAACUCUCUUCUGGUGUCGCAUACACCUACGACUCACAGCUUCUGCAAUGGGCCAAGUUAAGUGACCGCUGGUGGUCAGAAGGCUCAGACGUGUGGCAAGGGCGACAGCGUAAUACCAAGGAUGUUAUCGCUUCCAUCGAAAGUGCAAUUACUGCCAACACAGAUGACAAAGCUAUCGACAAAAAACGACCGGAGUGGUGGAAUGCAGCACUGACUCUUGGGCAUCUGGAAUCAAAACUACAUGCGACCAAGGCGCUAGACUGCCCAUCGGAGUAUAAACAGGCUCUCUUACAAUACGCGAAGAAGCUUGCAGAUGAGGGCUUCAGAGCCAAAGCAGAGGAGUUGAUCAAAGAUAUGUUUGGACCCGUUUAUUGGAACCCCACGAGAAAGGAGGAAAGCUGGUCACCCACGGUUGUUGGCUUGACAAAACGUGACCUACUGCGCGAAGUUCUAUCUGUGUUUGCCAGGAGCAAGACUCUGACGAAACUAGCUCUGGAUUGGCAGGACACGCUCCGGAAGGCCUCGAACGAAGAGCUAUCCUAGUUGAUCUUUUCUUUUGACUUGUGUUUGUAUGAUUAAAUCGAUUGUUACUUCGGUUUCCUAUCUGUACAAAACGUUGUCCUCGUAUCCUUUAUAGAUUACAGCAGCCCUGCUAUCGGUCGUUCAUUGUCCUUCUAGCCAAGCAGUAAUAGACCGCGCAUUGUAAGAACUGCU
This is a messenger RNA of Pisolithus orientalis, 2811 nucleotides long. RefSeq names its product histone transcription regulator 1. The transcript is spliced from 12 exons. The record is from RefSeq and is a predicted model, not a curated record. The coding region runs from base 49 to 2640 and encodes 863 amino acids. Lineage: Eukaryota; Fungi; Basidiomycota; Agaricomycetes; Boletales; Pisolithaceae. Gene Ontology annotation, biological process: chromatin remodeling; DNA-templated transcription; regulation of DNA-templated transcription. Gene Ontology annotation, molecular function: nucleosome binding; protein binding. Gene Ontology annotation, cellular component: nucleus; HIR complex.